Argiope bruennichi is the source of this 4007-nucleotide messenger RNA. RefSeq names its product annulin-like. Bases 275 to 2680 code for a protein of 801 amino acids. Lineage: Eukaryota; Metazoa; Arthropoda; Arachnida; Araneae; Araneidae. Gene Ontology annotation, molecular function: protein-glutamine gamma-glutamyltransferase activity. Gene Ontology annotation, biological process: peptide cross-linking. The transcript is spliced from 16 exons. The record is from RefSeq and is a predicted model, not a curated record.
UCAACUCCAAACGAAGCAAGUAGGAAGAGCACUGCUUUGGAAAAUUCUCUGACAUUAACAACAACAUCUGUAUUCAUUUCAAUUAAUAGAGAGCUUUUGUAAAAAUAAAAAAGAAACUAAAAUUGAAUGCAUGAAUUCACCGCUAACAAUCGAAUUCCGCCACCUGAGUGAAAAGAAAAAACAAAAACAACAGCACGUGGACGAACCGCGUUUUGACAAACCAGUUAGUGCUGCAGCUGUCAGUUGCUGUUAGAUUCCGAGUAACAGUUGAGCCAUGGGGAAUUGUCCAUCCACUUCGCGUAGGAAGUUCUCACCCAAUCAGGAAUGUAGCAAACAGGUAACUGCCGAAAUCGUCCUGAAGCCGGUUGAUGAGGAUGAGAAGAUUCAUUUUAGUGACAGCGAAGACGAAAAAGUGCCAUUUAGCGACAGUGAAGAUGAGAAGUCCAUUCCCAUGAUUGAUGGAGUGGAGGAGAAUGAAAUUCCGUCGAUUACUAAUGGUUCCGGCGGUGAUGCCAAACUCAAAGCAGAUGACAACGAAGUGCCACUCAUCGUUGAACUGGUGCAUUUGUGCAUACCCACCAACACACUAGACCACCAUACCAACGAUUUCCACGUGGUUCACGGUGAGAAUCCCCGACUUGUCCUGAGGAGAGGAUCUCCUUUUAAAAUAAAUGUCGACCUGAACAGAGCUUUCGAUGCCUCGAAGGAUAUUCUGUGUCUAGUGUUCACUUUAAAAGGUGCCAACUCCCCUUCCUACUCUCAGAAUACUGAAGUUCUGAUUCCUGUGGUGCUGGAGGAUGAAAAAGAAAAAGUCCCUGCUCCUUGGGAAGCCAAAGUACUCGAAGCGGAAACGAAGACAUUGACUUUGGAGGUGACUCCAGCCCCCAACUGCAUUGUCGGCGAGUGGAUUCUGGAAGUAGAUUCUAGAUUAAAAGACGACAAGAAUGCGCCGGACUUCAGAUACAAAGUGAACGAUCCGAUUUUCAUUCUUUUCAAUCCUUGGUGCGAGGCGGACACUGUUUAUUUGGAAGGUGAAGAAAAAAGGGAAGAGUAUGUUUUGGCAGAUACCGGUCUUGUCUGGCGAGGAAGUCACAAUUGCCUCCGACCUUGCGUUUGGAAUUACGCUCAAUUUGAAGAAAACAUCUUGGAAUGCUGUCUGUACUUACUGACAAAUGUGGGGCACCUUCGAAUUGUAGACAGAGCAGAUCCUAUAAGUGUAGUACGCCAUGUUUCAGCUGUGCUUAAUUGCCGAGAUGACAAUGGUGUGCUCGUGGGCAACUGGUCCGGCAAAUACAAAGGAGGAAAACCACCAACUUGUUGGGGCGGCAGUCAAGUGAUCUUGCAGAAAUAUUUCAAAAACAAGAAACCUGUCAAAUAUGGACAAUGUUGGGUUUUCUCAGGAGUUUUCACAACAGUGUGUCGAGCUUUAGGUAUCCCCUGUCGCCCUGUGACCAAUUUCUCAUCGGCUCAUGACACCCACAACAGCCUCACCAUCGACCGCUUCUUCGACUGCCAUGGAAAACCCUUGGAAAAAAUGAACAUCGACUCGGUGUGGAAUUUCCACGUGUGGAAUGAAGUGUGGAUGCAGCGACCAGAUCUCGAACCAGGCGGCUACGGUGGUUGGCAGGCGGCAGACUGCACGCCCCAGGAAGAAUCGGACGGUCUGUACCGUUGCGGCCCGGCUAGCGUGGCAGCUAUCAAACGGGGGGAGGUGAAGAAAGCCUUCGACACCACCUUCCUCUUCGCCGAAGUGAACGCCGACAAAGUGUACUGGCGCUACCACGGACCCAAUCAGCCCCUUAAGCUCAUCAAGAAGUCCACGGAAGAGAUCGGUCAGUGCAUCAGUACGAAAGCUGUGGGAAAAUUUGAAAGAGAAGACAUCACGCACGAAUAUAAACACUUGGAACGAUCUAAAGAAGAACGCGAAGUAAUGCUGAGAGCCCUCCGACAGUGCAAAGAUGUCUUCUCGAGAUAUUAUUUGAAUGACGACCUCGAAGAUGUGCAGUUCGAAUUCACACUCCUGGAUGACAUCGUCAUCGGAGAACCAUUCACGGUGAAGUUGAAAGCUCUGAACAAAAAGGACGGGGGUGAUGAGUUCACGGUGAGCGUGUCCCUCCAUGUCCAUUCGGCGCUGUACACUGGAGAGUCCAAGAAACUCAUCAAGAAGGACGAGUUCCAAAUCAAGUUGGGACCCGGCGUUGAGCAGGAGAUGACGAUGCGGCUGGAGUAUGCGGAGUACGAGAAGUCUCUGGUGGACCAGUGCGCCUUCCUCAUUUCGGCCAUGGCGCACGUCGAAGAAACGGGGUUCGACUAUUGCGCACAGGACGACUUCAGGGUCAGGAUGCCGGACAUCUCCAUACAGGUUGAUGGUGAAAUCGUCCAAAACCAACCCAUCACUGUGACUGCCACUCUGAGCAAUCCUCUACCCAAACCUCUGAAAGGAGGCGAGUUUAUCAUCGAGGGACCCGGAUUUGGAAAACCCACCAAACUGAAAAUGAAAGGUAACAUACCGCCAGGAGAAGACGCUAAAGUGAAAUGCAAGCUAACUCCCAACACUUGCGGUUGCAAAGCAGUUAUUGCCAAAUUCAGGUCCAAAGAGCUUGAAGAUGUCGAUGGCUAUCACACCAUUUACGUCAAGGCCUGUUCGGAUGCACAGAAAGACAGCAACUGUCACCUGUAGGCUCUUACUUGGAUGGACAAACAUGUUGCCGUAUAUUUGCCCCUUUGUGGGUCGAAUGUAAGCACAAUGUUUUGUGAACGAGAGUGCUGUAAACUAUUACCGUUUUCACUUUUAAUUGUUCGAAGCUGGUAUUUUUAAAGAUUAUUUGUAUAACAUUUAAAAUGCUGUGUUAUCAGAUGAUAUUUUUGUACAAUGGAAGAUUAGGUUAUUUUUAUACAGCGUCAGAAUUUGGUACUCAGUGAUAUCAAUCAAAUAGAAAAAGUUCAAGCUCUGAAACAUUAAGACACCUACAGUGAAAUUAUUGUCAAAAAUAAAACGAAAAUGCAUGUAAACGCGCUUUUUAUGUAUCGAUAAAUUUAAAAAACAUAUUUUCCAGAUUCUGUUGUGUGUAUGUAGAAUGUCUUUAAUACAUUUAACAAAAAUGCAAAAUUUAUAUGAAAAAUAAUUUUUUAAAUUUAAAUUAUGAUUUAUUUUAACCUAAUAAAUGUUAUGCUGUUGUAAACAAAUGUUGUUCUUCUAAGAAAAUUCCUGUUGAAUUGUACCAAAAAUAAUAUUCUAUAUAUAAGAAAAGUACAUAUAAAAUAUCGCAUUAGGAAAAAUACACAAUAAAGGUAAAAUUAUUAUUAAAAGAGAGCAUAAAAAAUACAAGCUGUAGUAUUCCAAAAAUCAUUAAAACUUUUUUCAUUUAAUGUUAAUAUGUUUCGAUGUUAUACUAAACAUAAAGAACAGAUAUAUUUAGUUGAUUUCAAUUAUGAGAUUUUAGAUGUAGAUUUUUAUAAAGAAAUUGUAUGUUUGCUUUUUUAUAAUGAAAUGUUUUAAAUCUGAAUUCUCUCGUUGUUAUACAAAAUUGAUUUUUAUUAUUUCUUUGUAUUGUCAGUAUUAUUACUUCUUUAUGUUUGAUAAAAUAAAUAGAUUUUUAUAAUCGUGUUUCUGAUGUUCAGAUUUAAUGUUUCCCUAAAUCUUAUGGAAAUGUUUUACUGACACAUUUGUAGAAAAAAGAUUUUUUUUUCUUCUCCAUUACUUAUUAUCAAAGCUUCUUUACAUUUAUAUGCUAUAUUAAUAGUUGAAAUUUUUUGCAAUGAAGAAAGCAUUUUGACUUUUUAAUAAUUAUUAGAUUAUGUUUCAAAGGCUUUUCUUUAGGCAAAGAAAACUGCUGAAAUGAAUCAAUAUCAAGCUUGAGAAUUUUCUGUGUAAAAGAACAACCUGAGUCACCAUUCAUUUAGAACACACUUGAACAUAUUUUAUUUGUUAAACGAUUAAUAAAAGAAUUACCUCCACCUACAAGUAUAUUUCCAUGCUUCAAUAAAAGUCGCUUGCUUUUUUUUUA